CGUGCCGGCGCCACGAAUUCUUGUGACAUUAAAGCUGGCUUAGUUUCCAAUAAAAAAAUAUAACUGACAACGGAGUAGGGCCACGCUAUAUAUUUUACCAGGUUAUGGUUAAAAAUUUAAAAUUAUUUAUAGGAUUCUUGUGUAUUCUUAUACAAUUCUAACGAGCAAUUUCAACUUUUAAAAAGUAAUAAGUAAAACCUAAAAUGGCUUCAAACGAAGGCCGUGUUCAAUCUAACUUGCAUCAGCAGGAUCUAUCUAAAUUGGAUGUCACAAAAUUAUCAGCAUUGUCUCCUGAAGUUAUAUCAAGACAGGCUACAAUCAAUAUUGGAACAAUUGGGCAUGUAGCUCAUGGGAAGUCAACAGUUGUGAAAGCUAUAUCAGGAGUACAAACUGUCAGAUUUAAGAAUGAGCUUGAAAGAAACAUUACUAUUAAGUUGGAACGUGUAUCUGACUCACUCAUAAGAAUGUUUUGUGAAAGAAGUGAAGAAAUGGCUGAAGAUAUAUUUCAAAGAAAAUUAACUAAAGGAAAACAGAAUCAGCCCAUGCUUUCUGAGCCCAAAGAACCUCCUGCAAAAAAAAUGAAAAAGAAAAAUCAAGAUCUAAUAGAGUUUAACAUUGAAAAUAUACUUGACUUUAAGUUUGAAAAUGGAGUAGAAUACUUCUUUAUAAAAUGGAGAGGCUGGCCAGAUAGUGAUAAUACUUGGGAGCCAAUUGAGAACUUAGACAAAUGUCCUGAUAUCCUACGUUCAUUUUUAUUUCAUCAAGAAGAAAAACAUUGUAAGGUAUUUGAAAAACUCAAAACUGAAUUGUCAUUUGACAACUUACUCAGUGAAGAGAAUCUUGUUAAAAGAUUAGUAGAUUUUAAAGAAUUUCCCUUGUUAUCUUUAAAAGAUAAACUUUUAAUAAAACUAUUAAGCUUGACAACUCUCACCCUAAAGGAAGAAUGCCAUGUAGCUAACUUAGUGCAAGAAACAAGAGAUAUCUUACAAAUGUAUGUUUUGGCUAGAAAAAGAUGUAGACAACUUAUGGGUUUAAAGGAAUGGGAGGAGUUUUUGAAUCAAGUGGAUAAAUGUGAGAGGUUAGUUGUUGAAAAUGAAUUUGAUCUGUGUGGCCCUCCAGAGAAUUUUACAUACAUCAAUGAAUGCAUUCCAGGGGUGGGAGUUGUUAUACCAACAGAGCCACCCAUCGGUUGCGAUUGUACUGCUUGCAAUUGUCGAUCAAAAGCCUGCUGUGGAAUGCAAGCUGGUCUAUUUGCCUAUACAAUCAAGAAAAGGUUAAGAGUGGCAUCUGGCACGCCUAUCUUUGAGUGUAACAAAGCAUGUAAAUGUUCAGAUAAUUGUAACAAUCGUGUAGUGCAGAAAGGUAGAAAUAUAAAGCUCACAAUAUUCAGGACAAAUAAUGGCUGUGGUUGGGGGGUUAAAACUAGUCAAAAAAUCUAUCAAGGUCAGUUUAUCUGUCAAUAUGUUGGUGAAGUCAUUACUUUUGAAGAAGCAGAAAAGCGCGGUAGGGAGUAUGAUGCCAAUGGCCUUACCUAUCUAUUUGAUUUGGACUUUAACUCGGCUGAGAAUCCUUAUACCAUUGAUGCAUGCAAUCUAGGUAAUGUAUCACAUUUUAUAAAUCACUCUUGUGAGCCAAAUCUCGGAGUUUGGGCAGUGUGGGCAGAUUGUCUUGAUCCAAAUUUACCCAUGUUAGCACUAUUUGCAACAAGAGAUAUCGAAGCUGGGGAAGAAAUUUGCUUUGACUAUCUGCAUAGGUCUAAUGAAGAAGAACCAACAUCCCCACAUAAAGUACCACAAGAAGUGAGUGAUCCAGACACAAAUCUGCCAUCUCCUUCAGAAGGUAACACAGCCAGUUCUCCAGUAUCACCAGUUAAAUUGAGAUAUGAAGUACAUCAAGAGAAUAAGAGUUUGAGAAAACAAACAGAGUGUAAAUGCGGAGCUGUUAAGUGUAGAAAGUAUAUAUUUUAAGAGUGAUUUACGUUUUUUUUUAGCGAUUACCACAAAAAUUAUGACUCCAACUGUCUAACCUAGAUUUUAGCGUUGAUUAUAAUAGUAUUAUAAAAAGUAUUUGAGUAUUUUUUGGUAACUAUUUUGUUUGCAAAAAUAUACACAAACGAAUGCAUAUUGGGUUUAAAUUUUAUUGAUCUAAAAUUAUGAUGUCAUAAUUUUUUGUCUUCUCAGUUGAAUAAGUUUAGAAAAUUAAUAUUAUAUUACUUUAUAAUAUCGGAACUUAUUAUGUUAAUGUUAUCACAUAAGAUUGUUCUCCGCUAGAUUAAGGCUAAAAAUAUUGUUAGACAUAAACUUUAUAGUAAGUUAACUUGUAAGAUGUCUGAUUAUAUGUACAUUACACAUACAAUUAUGAAAAUAUCAGCUUAGCACUAUUGGACCAAUUGGGCGAUAUACUAGAUAUUGAACUGUUUGUCAUUGUUAUACAAUUCUGUAAAAUUGUUUUUUUUAUGUAAGUUACAGUUUAUAAU
This is a messenger RNA of Pieris brassicae (large cabbage white), 2476 nucleotides long. It is a transcript of the gene Eif2g, whose product is annotated as eukaryotic translation initiation factor 2 subunit 3-like. Gene Ontology annotation, biological process: formation of translation preinitiation complex; positive regulation of translational fidelity. The transcript is spliced from 3 exons. The record is from RefSeq and is a predicted model, not a curated record. NCBI's taxonomy places the organism in Eukaryota, Metazoa, Arthropoda, Insecta, Lepidoptera, Pieridae. Bases 204 to 1967 code for a protein of 587 amino acids. Gene Ontology annotation, molecular function: GTPase activity; zinc ion binding; translation initiation factor activity. Gene Ontology annotation, cellular component: eukaryotic translation initiation factor 2 complex; nucleus; cytosol.